Messenger RNA from Sphaerodactylus townsendi, 1922 nucleotides. It is a transcript of the gene FBXO24, whose product is annotated as F-box protein 24. Gene Ontology annotation, molecular function: protein binding. The transcript has 10 exons. NCBI's taxonomy places the organism in Eukaryota, Metazoa, Chordata, Lepidosauria, Squamata, Sphaerodactylidae. The record is from RefSeq and is a predicted model, not a curated record. The coding region runs from base 1 to 1893 and encodes 630 amino acids.
AUGUGCACAGAGGCACUGAAAAGCCUUGGCCAUGCUGGGCCCAGCAACAAGGGUGGGUCUGACAGGUCGCCACCCCCCACGCAGGCCCUGGCUGGGUGGGCUGACCAGAGCGGCAGGCGCGUUGCCCGGGAGUCCCGGAGGAGAAAGCUCCUGCGCUCCUCGCACAUCUGUAGUCCCCAGGAACUGCUUGGACAGCCCAAGAAGAAGCAGCGCUGCUCCUCCGCCACUGGGACGGCGGAAGAAGAGGGCAGAGGUGACAUCGCCUCGAUCCAGAUUUUCCCUCCUGAGCUGCUGUACUACAUCAUCUCCUUCCUGCCUGUGAGGGACGUGGUCGCUCUGGGCCAGACCUGCCGCUACUUCUACGAGGUGUGCGACAGCGAGGGCGUCUGGCGCAGGAUCUGCCGCCACCUGUCCCCUCGGCUGCGGGAUGAGAACUCGGGCGGCCACCGACCCUGGAAGCGCUCGGCCAUCCUUAACUACACCAAGGGACUGUACUUCCAGAUGUUCAGUGGCCGCCGGCACAUUGUCAGCAAGACCGUCGCCCCGCUGCUCUCACACGGCUACCGGAAGUUCCUGCCCACCAAGGACCAUGUCUUCAUCCUUGACUACAAUGGCACCCUCUUCUUCCUCAAGAACACGCUCGUCUCCUCCACCACGGGCCACAUCCAGUGGCGCCGUGCCUGCCGCUACAUGGUGCUGUGCCGGAGUGCCAAGGACUUUGCCACAGACCCCAGAAGUGACACCGUGUACCGCAAAUACCUGUACGUGCUGGCUGCGCGGGAGCAGGCGGGAGCCGCAGUGCUGGGGUGCAGCGAGGCCCCUGGAGCGACCGCAGGCAGCCGCCUCUGUGACUGCGUGGAGGUCUACCUGCAAUCCAGCGGGCAGCGGGUGUUCAAGAUGACCUUCCACUUUUCCAUGAAGUUCAAGCAGAUCGCGUUGGUGGGGCAGGAGGCGGAGAGGACCCUCUUGCUUCUGACAGAGGAGGGGAAGAUCUACAGUCUGGUGGUGAACGAGACACAACUGGACCAGCCUCGCUCCUACACUGUGCAGCUGGCUCUGCGCAAGGUCUCCAAGUGCCUGCCCCACAUCUCCCUCCGCAACAUGCAUUCCAACCAGAGCAGCGCCGUCUACCUCACAGACGAAGGCGCCGUGUACUUCGAGGUCCACUCACCUGGUGUCUACCGCGAUCUCUUUGGCACCCUUCAUGCUUUCGACCCGCUGGACCAGCAGAUGCCCUUGGCCCUCUCUCUUCCAGCCAAGGUGCUCACCUGUGCCCUCGGCUACAACCACCUGGGGCUGGUGGAUGAGUUCGGGAGAAUCUUCAUGCAAGGAAAUAACCGCUACGGUCAGCUUGGCACGGGGGACAAGAUUGACCGUGGGGAGCCCACCCAGGUGCACUACCUGAAGUGCCCCAUCGACCUCUGGUGUGGCCUCAACCACACCCUGGUGCUGAGCCACAGCGGAGAGCAGGGCAAGGACCUUCUCGGCUGUGGCUGUGGUGCCGGAGGGCGGCUGCCCGGGUGGCCCAAAGGCAGUGCCUCCUUCGUCCGGCUGCAUAUCAAGGUGCCGCCGUGUGUCUGCCGCGUCUGCUCCACGCGCGAGUGUCUCUACAUGCUGUCUUGCCAUGACAUCGAGGAAGUGCCUGCCUACCGCGAGCUGCCCGCCAGCAAGGCAGGGCUGCCCCCCAGCGACACAGAGGCCAUGGCUGCCCGGGCGUGCGAGGAAUACCUGAGCCAGCUGCACAAGUGCCCGACGCUAGAGGGGCGCAUGGCCAAGAUGAAGGAAGCGGUGGGCACCAUGCCCCUCAUGACGUUCCAGAAGGACUUCUUUUGGGAGGCUUUGGACAUGAUCCAGCGGGCAGCUGAACUCCGAGAUUCCCCUCCGUCCAGCUAGCUGGCUGGCCACGGGUGCCCCCCACCCCA